GGGGGUGCGCAUAAAUUCCCUUUUUCUUUUCUUUUUUUUUUUUACUUGCUCGCGUUAUUAUAUUCUCCCAAAAUGCCUAAUUUUGCAGACAUUGCGCUAUCCAUGGCCAUGGUGAUAGGUCCUGUUGUGGGCUAUGUGGACCAAUACUUUUUAAUCAAGAGAAAACAGUCAAGUGUCGGGUUUAACCCAAUGACUUGCGCCAUUCUUUUAUUUGCAAAUAUCCUUCGUAUCUUUUUCUGGAUAGGAAAACGCUUUGAUGAUACAUUACUGUUUCAAUCAAUCACUAUGAUUAUUGCCAUGUUAAUCUUACUUCAAGUGGUAGUGAGUUAUAAACAUGACGAUGCCAAUUAUUCUGUCCUCUACAGCGAACUACGAAACUCGUUUUCAUCCAACUCGAUUGAAGCAGAAUUAGCAGCAGAAGAAAAUGGGUUGGAAAGAAAGGAGACCUGGUGGAAACAACAGUUUUGGAGCUGGGAUCAUUAUUUGGAUUAUAUCAAUUGUCUGCUUGGAUUUACAACAGUGAUUGCAUUCCUGUAUAUGCUUUUUCGCUCUUACCCAGCAUUUAUUGAAACAUUGGGUGCAGCGAGUCUUGGGAUUGAGAGCAUGUUGCCACUACCGCAAUGCAUAUCCAACUUUAAAAAUAAGUCAACGACUGGUUUUAGUCUAAUUGUGCUCGGUUCCUGGUUCCUAGGAGACGGGUUCAAGUUGUUUUACUUUAUUUACACUGGUGCGCCACUUCAGUUUAUUAUUUGUGGAGCCAUUCAACUUUCCAUUGAUUCCAUCAUCGUACUUGAAUUUGUCUUGUUCUCUCCCUUUGUCAAGAACAAGUGGAGUAAAGACAGUUGGAUCAAUCGACAUGCAGAAGAAGAUAACAUGGACCUAUUGGAAGAACAUCAGUAACAAAAAAAAAAUACGUGACCACCCAAAUAAUAAUAAAAGAAUAUGAGAGAGUAACCUUUUUUUUUUUUUUAUUUAUU
This is a messenger RNA of Mucor mucedo, 977 nucleotides long. RefSeq lists its product as uncharacterized. Bases 73 to 900 code for a protein of 275 amino acids. The record is from RefSeq and is a predicted model, not a curated record. NCBI's taxonomy places the organism in Eukaryota, Fungi, Mucoromycota, Mucoromycetes, Mucorales, Mucoraceae. Gene Ontology annotation, cellular component: endosome; trans-Golgi network. Gene Ontology annotation, biological process: retrograde transport, endosome to Golgi; phospholipid translocation. The transcript has 6 exons.